This is a messenger RNA of Parastagonospora nodorum SN15, 1389 nucleotides long. RefSeq lists its product as hypothetical. The transcript is spliced from 5 exons. Lineage: Eukaryota; Fungi; Ascomycota; Dothideomycetes; Pleosporales; Phaeosphaeriaceae. The record is from RefSeq and is a predicted model, not a curated record. Bases 1 to 1389 code for a protein of 462 amino acids. Gene Ontology annotation, molecular function: protein binding.
AUGACUGAACUCCUCGAUCUCUGCUACGACGUCCUCAUUCGAAUCUUGGAAGAGAUCAAUGCCGAGGACCUUGCAUGUGUAGCACAGACAUCAUCAGGAUUCAACAAAUUCAUCAAAGAGAACACCAGGCUGCAUAAGUCGCAUUACUUACGCAACUUUGACGAUCCACGGCGCAGGCCGACAGAUCCGGAACCCGACUGGGUGCCAGAACUUCAGAAACUCGUCCGAUGUCAAAAGAUCUUGGAGUCUGCUAACAACGAUCUGAAGCGUGACGAGUUCGAAUUCGUUGGCGAGACUGUGAACGAAUUGAUUGCCACCGCGUCAAAGGACCGGUUCGGCAACUCAGCCAACCAAGACAAGAUCGAACAAUUAUUCCUACACAUUUCGCAAAAUCAUAAUGCAUUCAUGUGUCGAUCAUCGUUAUAUUCGCGAGCAGGAAAUGAAUUGCAGAAGCCUGCGAACAACGAGGAGGGGCGGCAACUAAGUGCCAAAUUGCACUGCCUUUACGGCAUCCCGGCAUCGACGACUGGGAACCGCGUUCUGUCAACACAUCCUUUUGCAAGGGCAAAAGUAUACGACUUGAGAAACUACACCGAUCAUACCAAGUGGGGUCCAUAUCGUGAUGAUGGGAGUAUGAGGGUCGAUUGGGAGAUGAUUGAGAGUCUGAUGAUCAUCUUGAGUUAUAAUGCCGGUUUGUGCUGUAGGAGAUACCUACCGAGAUUUUCCCCGCCCUGGAAGAACGUACUCGAAGGCGUGGUGCCGGAACGCGCAAAAGUCAUGCCAGAGUACUCAACGAAGCUGUUAUACGAGCCAGAUGUUCCACUGAUGUUAAAGGAUCCGUACAAUGUAUCAGGAAUCUGGUCACGAAUUGUGUGUUUCUUAGACUACAAUGACCUUUUCGCCUUCAAUUUCAGCGAAGACGCGCUGCGACACCCAUCCGAUCAACCGCGAGAUCCUCUAGUCACUGACGAAGCAAUCCGGCACAUCAUGAUGGAUUUGCAAGUAACAGAAGUCAAACCUGCCGGUCGUUUCGACAACCCGGACCUACCAGUCGUCCAUUUCAGCGGCAAGUCAAGAUCUGUCGACGCAGCGUGGGAUCCAAAUGCAAACUCCAAAAUCAGAGGAUCUGUACGAUUGACACCUGAGGGUGAAGUGCGAUGGGAAACUAUCUCUGUGUUUUACGGCGGAGAGGAGCGAUGGCGUAGCGAAGGCAUUCAAGUCGGCGGUGUACGGUCACAAAGAGGAGUCAUUGGCACGUGGUUCGACAAAGACCUCGAUCCGCAUGGUCCCGCUGGUCCGACUGCGUUCUGGAAGAUAUGUGACAGGACUGUUGAUGAUGAGGAUGAGAGUGAUUCGGAGGAAGAGCAUAUGGAGCAUUGGCAUGGAUAA